Molecule: messenger RNA, 1167 nt
Organism: Leishmania major strain Friedlin
Lineage: Eukaryota; Euglenozoa; Kinetoplastea; Trypanosomatida; Trypanosomatidae
Exons: 1
Coding region: 1-1167 (388 amino acids)
Cellular component (GO): cytoplasm; nucleus
Source: RefSeq, a predicted model, not a curated record
AUGAGCGCACGCAAGUUUGCUGGCGAGUACGUCUCGCGACACCUGGACGGGCUGACGGUCCUGGCGUCCCUUGCGGACCGGCCUGCCGCUGCAAAGCCCGUUAUUUGCACACACAACGGAAGCUUUCACUGCGACGAGGCGAUGGCGUGCGGUCUGCUCCGUCAUGUGCCCGAGUACCGCGAGGCCGUCAUCCUGCGCACGCGCGACCCAAAGCAAAUCGAUGCCUGCGACAUCGUCGUGGACGUCGGCGCCAUCUACGACGCCGACACGAACCGCUACGACCACCACCAGGCCAGCUUCCACGGUACCAUGACGACACCGAAGAAGGCGUACAAGACGCGCCUCUCCUCUGCCGGUCUCGUGUACAAGCACUUUGGCCGCCAGAUUAUCUGCGAGUACGUCGAGGCGGUGCUGCAGCCAUCUUCGCCGGCGCGCGCGGCGGUGCUGAGCAUGACGAGUUGGUCGGAGAGCCGCACCGGCCUCUCGGAGGCGGAGCUCGAUGUCCUCGAGGACGCCCUCUACGCACAUUUCGUGGAGCAGGUGGACGGCAUCGACAACGGUGUCGAGUGCUGGGGCCUCGCCGACCCAGCCGUCGGAACUCUCGUGCCCAACUACACGCAGAGCACGAGCCUGUCGCAGCGCAUUGGGCAACUGCAGGCGUACUGGAACGAGCCGGAGAACGGCGACGUCGUCGCCGAGAACGCGAACUUUGCGGUGGCCGUGGAGAUGGCGGUAACGGAGUUCUUCAAAGCACUCACGUACCUCUCCUUCAGCUGGCUGCCGGCCCGCUCCAUCGUCGAGGCUGCCUUUCAGCGCCGCCACGAGUUUGACGAGAGCGGCAAGAUCAUGGUGUUCAAGGGCGUAAAGGCAUGCCCGUGGAAGGACCACCUUCUUGAACUAGAGGCAGAGAGCAACUGCCUUGGCGCCGUGCUCUACGUGGUCUUCUCCGACGGCAAAGGGUGGCGCGUGCAGGCGGUGCCCAAGACAAGUACUAGCUUCGAGAACCGCAAGCCGCUGCCGUACCGCGGCCUGCGCGACGAUGCGCUGAGCGCAGCCUGUGGCAUCGAGGGCGGCGUGUUUGUGCACGUCUCCGGCUUCAUCGGCGGCAUGAAGACGUUUGAUGGUGCCAUGGCGCUGGCGAAACAGGCGCUGGUGGUAGUGAACUAG